AUGACAGCUGAGGAUGCAUCUGACACUUUACCUGAUAGUGACGAUGAUGAGUCCUUCCGACACAGUAGCAGACGGCUGUCACCAACGCUGAGCCGCGCCUUCACGCUUACGCCACACGGGUUGGGCACGUUCGGGCUGCUGAUUUGCAUGUCGAUUCUCUUCUCCAUCCCAUACGCAACAGGCAGGCAGGCCUCCAGAAACUCGCUGCGAGCCGGCCGCUCUUGCCUCGGCAUAGUUGCGCUUUGUCGAUCUUUGUCGCCUCUCAGCUUGGGUCUCCGCAGCUCACGUGGUCACAUAGUCGUGUUGAUGGUGGUGUAA
Messenger RNA from Symbiodinium natans, 318 nucleotides. The record is from the annotation of a GenBank genome assembly. NCBI's taxonomy places the organism in Eukaryota, Dinophyceae, Suessiales, Symbiodiniaceae.